Messenger RNA from Fonsecaea pedrosoi CBS 271.37, 225 nucleotides. RefSeq lists its product as uncharacterized. Lineage: Eukaryota; Fungi; Ascomycota; Eurotiomycetes; Chaetothyriales; Herpotrichiellaceae. The record is from RefSeq and is a predicted model, not a curated record. Bases 1 to 225 code for a protein of 74 amino acids. The transcript has a single exon.
AUGCCUCCCAAGCGCAUCACAGUACAGCCCGCGACCCGUCGGUCCCAACCCAAAGGCUGGUUCGGCCAGGUAUAUCAUACGUUGACCUCCGAGGAGAACUCGAGUGUUGUCAUCAGUGUGGCCAUGUUUGGAGUGAGUUUUCUCCUGCUAGAAUCGCCUCGCGCGGACACUCCCUUUUCCUUUUCCAAUUCAAGCGGUCCUCCACUCUUGACGAUCAUUGACUGA